This is a messenger RNA of Triticum urartu, 914 nucleotides long. RefSeq names its product MADS-box transcription factor 29-like. Gene Ontology annotation, cellular component: nucleus. Gene Ontology annotation, molecular function: DNA binding; protein dimerization activity; DNA-binding transcription factor activity. NCBI's taxonomy places the organism in Eukaryota, Viridiplantae, Streptophyta, Magnoliopsida, Poales, Poaceae. The record is from RefSeq and is a predicted model, not a curated record. Gene Ontology annotation, biological process: regulation of DNA-templated transcription.
GAAGGGGCGCGGGAUGGCCGACGACGACGUCUCGUGGCGGGCCACCUUCGGCGAGCGCAGCGGCGGGCUGCUGACGGAGGCGCAGGAGCUCGCCGCGCUCUGGGAGGCGGACGUCGGCGUCCUCGUCUUCGACCGCGCCGGCAGGCAGAUGGACUACUGCAGCCCCCACACCAGCUGGAGCGAGCUGAUGCAACGCUACCAGAUCAUCACCAAAGGCAAGUUCGAGGGGAUAAAUCAUGAUGAUGACCGCCAUCAGGAGCUGUUGGCCGAAAUCACAAGGUUGAGGCGUGAGCGUGACCGCCUCGAGGCCAGCGUGAGGAGGCAGACCGGAGACGACCUGCCAUCCGCCGCAACCACGGUGCUUGGCGAUCUGGAGCAGCAGGUAGAGUAUGCACUGGGUAAAGUCCGUGUGAUGAAGGAUAAACUGUUGGAGCAGCAGCUGGACGAAUCAUACCACAGGGUGCACAUCUUGGAGGACCAGAACAGCUUCCUUCGCCACAUGAUGAGCGAGGAGGGGCGGCGACGUGCUGCCGUGGAGGCGUCGGCGGUGGUGGCGGAGCUCAUGGCGCCGAUGCAGCCGGCGACGCUGUUCGGGGGCUUCUUCCCGGAGGUGGAGGAGGAGGGGCCAUCCACGUCGCUCCGGCUGUGGCCGCGGCAGUUUCCUGGCUGUGGCAAUUAAGAUCGAACAAGAAGGAGAGAUGAUGCACUCAUCUCAUGGAAGACAGAGGCUAAUUAGUUAACUAAUCUAGUUUAAACUUACUAGUAGCAGGCCAGUAGUUACGGCUAAGGAUCCGGCGUAUGUUCAGAGGGCAUACAGUUGACAAGUAAUUGGGCCAUCUUGUCAACACUAUAUACAUAGUCCCGUUUUGCUACACAGAAUUCCCCCUACUGCCCCCAUAUAUAUAUGCAGCAGU